AUGGAUGUGAAGACAACUGUAGAAUCAGUCAUAGCACUUGCAUUUGUAAUUUUUGACAAAACCAGUGAUGAACUGCCAUUGGCCUUUGACAAGAUGCAUGGAUUCUCCGCUGUUGAUGGCUUUGUGGAGAUAAAUGAGAGCUUGGCUGAGAUGAUUAAGUACGUGGCAAAUGAACCCGCAGUUGGACUUUUCUAUGUUCAGCAGCAUACACAAAAUGCAGUUCCGAAUGUCAUUAGGCUCAAGAAUAAUGUUGUGGAGAAGUCACGUGAAACAAACUUGCACACUGAAGACUUAGAGGAUUCUAUCACCAUGAUGAAGUCAAUGAAAGAAUGUGGUUUCCCUGUUGCUGAUGAGAUGAUUAGAGACAUCCGGAAAUCUUUAGCAACAAUGUCAACUAAACAAGCAAGAAGAGGAUUAAUUAAUAACCCAGCUGCAGGUUUUCAGAUGGGUAGAGCCGGCUCAUGGGGACCAAGCACCUGGGGUCGUAAUGGGGAUGGUGCCGGCAAGGAUGGCAAAAGAACGAGCAAUUACAUUUCAACUGUAUUUAAGAGUGCCAAAGAAAAAGCCAGCAAUUUUAAGUGGCCACAACUUGAUUCAAAAGAAUCAAUCACAAACCAGGCAGAAAAACUACUCUCUUAUCCUAUUUCAUCACAAGUGGUCACUAGCACUAGCUCAUCUCUGCCUGAAGCAGAAGCUGAUGAACCGCCCUUGUCAAGUCGUACUGUUGAUGGACAACGGUUAGAUGAAGAACAGGAUCAGUCUGGUGUAAAUUUGCCACAUCAUAAAAUAUUGUUGGUAACAGAAAACUACGACGACUUCAAGGCCAAUAAGGAAGCCAAGCUAGAGGAGUGGUUGGGAGGGACUGCUGACAACCUAGAUAAACUGCAAGAGGGCAAAUGA
Molecule: messenger RNA, 900 nt
Organism: Dovyalis caffra
Lineage: Eukaryota; Viridiplantae; Streptophyta; Magnoliopsida; Malpighiales; Salicaceae
Source: the annotation of a GenBank genome assembly